This is a messenger RNA of Diutina rugosa, 1983 nucleotides long. RefSeq names its product Zcf31p (gene ZCF31). The coding region runs from base 1 to 1983 and encodes 660 amino acids. NCBI's taxonomy places the organism in Eukaryota, Fungi, Ascomycota, Pichiomycetes, Serinales, Debaryomycetaceae. The transcript has a single exon. The record is from RefSeq and is a predicted model, not a curated record.
AUGAAGCCCGGCUACUACCACGCCACCUUCACCCCGGCGCCGGUGCUGCUGGUGCCGCUGGCGCCGCUGGCACCGCUGAUCGUGUCCGACCAGCUGUACCUGGGGCUGGAGGUCGCCGACAGCCGCUACUGCCCUACCAGAGGCAGCUCGGUGUCGGAGCAGCCUAAGCUUGGCCAGCCGCUCACCAGUGCCGUCGCCACCACCAUCGCGGCGGCGCUGCCGAUCUCGCACCCGCCGCUGGUGUCGCCGUACGACACCGGCGCCGUCGACGACCAGCCGUGGACCGACCGGGAGUUGGCGAAAUACGACUUGCCCCGGUGGUCCCAGAUGGACGUCGUGCUCAAAUUGUUCUAUAAACACAUCCACCCCAACCACAUGGUGUUGCCUGACCGCAAGCUGUUCGUGCGCCGGCUAUCGUUGAACGUCGACGCCGCCGUUCUCCACAGCAUCAUACUCAACGUGUGCUUGAUCGAGGACCCGAUGUUCCCCAACGUCGGCAUCAAGGCCGACGAGUGCUACUGGUUCAGCUUGGUCGACAAGCACUGGGAAAACCUCAAUUAUCUCUCGGUGCUCUUGUGCUCGACGCUCUUGUGCAAGAGUACCUACGUGCGCUACAACCUCCCCAAGCUCAAUUUCUACAAUAAAUUAAUGUGGGGGAUCAUCGACCGCAACAAGUGCAUGGAGAUCUUCAACCUGGAGAACUACGUCAAGCUGGAGCAUGUCACUAAGAGGCAGGUGUACGAGCGCGAGUUGCUUCUCCGCCUCGUGUGGCUGUUCUACAUCAACAACCUAGUGCUUCUACGGCUCUCACGCGGGUUUCCCUACGAUCGCUUGGGUAAUAUCUUGGACGACGAAGAGCUGAAACGGUUUGAGCUGACCAAACUCUACAACCAGUUGAUCGUGCCGCUUUCGAUCUCGGAGUUCUGGGAGUCCCAGUGGGUGCUUACUCGCCACGACCCCCGGAUUAAGGAGUUGGCCCACGUCAGCGAAAAUUGCUGCAUGGUCCUUUGUGCCCGGGUAUUGGAGAAUGUGCUUGACGGCAUCGUUAAGGACAAUUUAGUCGAUGACGAGUCCACUCAAUUGGACCCCGACAUCCAGCAUCUGAUCGACACCAAGUACAUGGUGAUCAACCACGAGGAGCGGCUUUUGUGCUUCCACCUGUUCAUGUUCAACAACAAGCUCAUCCUGCUGGCGGCGGCGCUCUUGAAGUUCCUGUACUUCAUGCACGACAUCAUGCUGUUCAAGUUGUUUAAACGGGACUUCAUCAAACAGGACGGCACCGACACCACCACCAAUGCCAGCGGCGGCAACUCCCAGUUCUUGCCGCUUGUGGCCGACGUGCUGGUGACGAACAUGUGUGACUUUGAGGAGUACCCCAAGAUCAUCUCCAAUUUCACCGUUGACCAGUGGAGAAACUUCGUCAAAUUGUUCAUCGCUGCCUUCGAUUUCAGCCAGCUCAUGGACCCUUACGUCGCCGCGGGCCAGGUGGCCAGCAACGAAAGCUACGACAUCACGUUUGGCCCCACCGUCAUCGACGACUCCAAGUACGCCAAGUGGUACCAGAACCCCAAAUUGCGCCUGAAGUCGUCCGCCGGCUGGAGCCGCUACGGCGACGCCGCCCUCGAAGUGCUGGGGAUUAAUCUCAUCGUGCUUGCCCUGUUGGCAGUGUUGACCAAAUACAUUCAGAUAUUACCUGAACCCACUGGAGCCUUAAAAGUCCACUUAGUGGCUACUAAUGAAACCAAGACGAUCCCAGAGGUGCAGGCGCCUCUGUGCUUAGUCGACGAUGCCAAAUUGGACAACAUUGAAAGCAAGAUCAGAUCACACCAGGACUUCAUCAAGUCGCGGAUCCGGUCGUCGCUGGGACCAUUAUACCUAAACACUCUUGCCAAACUCGACCGGAUCAAAAACUACUUGGACGAGAUUUUGCAGUCGAUCCGCACUGAACCCAGCAACACUGGGUUGUCGGGGACGAACCCAUGA